UUAUUCAUUAUUCUGUUAGCUGACCACCGUUCAUGAAAAAGUUGGUUUAGUUGCCCUGAGUCAGAUAUAUAUCCAUCAUCAUAAGCUCUUGUCUCUCAGCUCAAUUAAUUAAUAGCCAGCAAGAUAAACAAGCAAUAAUAUAAUAUACACUUCAUUUAUUUGAUUUAUUGUGUGUGUGAAAGAUGGCUGAUUCAGAUUUCGAGUUCGCAUCUGACAACGGAGUGCUGCCUGUCGAGGUGGACCCAGCUGCAGCUUUCUUAGCUCAGCAAGAAAGCGAAAUAGCGGUGAUAGAGAAUUACGACGGAGCUUUGGAGGGAUCCGCUGAGUUCCUCGAACAACCGCCGACCGCUGAUUCACCUGCUCCUGUACAAUAUGAUGCCGGAUUUGCAGAGGCAUCAGCGGCCACGGUAAACGGAAACAUGUUUGUGCUGGAGUCCAACGGUCCAUCGGACAGCUAUGCGGCCAUGGCCCAGGUGGACUCUCUGAGAGCAGAGCCUGAGUGCCUGCGUAAGUGGAGGGAGGAGCAGAAGGCACGGCUGGAGCAACUAGACUCUGCAUCCAAGGCGGCGGAGGCUGAGUGGAAAGAGAAGUCCAAGAAAGAGCUGGAGGACUGGCAUGUGCACCAGAUUGAACAGAUGGAGAAGAGCAAGGCCAACAACAGGGCAUCUGAAGAGGCCUUCCUGUCUGAGGCUGACGGCGACAGCCCAGGGACGGAGUGGGAGAGAGUGGCCCGUCUCUGUGACUUCAACCCCAAGACCAACAGGACGGCCAAGGACGUGUCCCGGAUGCGCUCGGUCCUCAUAGCCCUCAAACAGACACCUCUGGUGCGCUAGUACAGCCAAUGGAACGGCGGAGUGGUGACGAAGGUUUCCCUUCUUUUAAAACUGCUGGAGUUAUGAACCCUGUUUGCAUCUAGGCAGAAUGUGUACUAGCCUCUAAUCGUAUAGGUCUUCUUCUGAUGUAGGGUUCUUUUAUGUUCAGACCCUCCAAUGUCUCUGCUACGUGUUUCUACUACGCGUCCCUCCUGUUUCUAUUACGCGUUGUCCCUCAUGUUUCUCCUAUGCGUCCCUCCUGUUUCUCCUGUGUCUCUGCUACGUGUCCCUCCUGUUUCUCCUGUGUCUCUGCUAUGUGUCCCUCCUGUUUCUCCUGUGUCUCUGCUACGUGUCCCUCCUGUUUC
Oncorhynchus gorbuscha (pink salmon) is the source of this 1177-nucleotide messenger RNA. It is a transcript of the gene cltb, whose product is annotated as clathrin, light chain B. The record is from RefSeq and is a predicted model, not a curated record. The transcript has 5 exons. Gene Ontology annotation, cellular component: postsynaptic endocytic zone cytoplasmic component; synaptic vesicle membrane; clathrin coat of coated pit. Gene Ontology annotation, molecular function: clathrin heavy chain binding; structural molecule activity. NCBI's taxonomy places the organism in Eukaryota, Metazoa, Chordata, Actinopteri, Salmoniformes, Salmonidae. Gene Ontology annotation, biological process: clathrin-dependent endocytosis; intracellular protein transport; clathrin coat assembly. Bases 183 to 833 code for a protein of 216 amino acids.